AAGUGGAGAUUGCAAGUGCGCACGGUGGCAGCGCUCCGCGUCUCACUUUACGGACUUCUGCCACGCCGAGGAGUACCUGCCGCCGGAGCCCGGAUAUUUACAGGAUCGGGGGAGACGGGAGCGUCAAAGAGGCGGGCAGCGUCUGUCAGCGAGUGGACGUCUGAGAGAGGACGGGGAAGCGGCCGGAAGGGCUGGACGGACCGCGGCGCGGCGCACCAUGGCCUCAAAGGAGAGCUCAGCGGCCGGCUUUGUCAGCGUGAGCAGGGAAAUCACAGAGAGCAUCAGGAAGGUUUUGGACAAACAGCCUGUUAAGUUUGUGCGAGCCAUCAAGCAGGAGACGAGAGGCGGCAAGUCAGAGGACAGAAUCCUGGUCCUGGCAACAUGGAGACUGUAUCUCUUCGCUGUCAAAGUGCCCACCAAGGUAGAAGUCACUUUCAACUUUUUGGAAAUCAGAGCAAUGAACACCUAUCCAGACUACCAGGUGGUCAUCGAUACAGACAAGACCACCUACUCGCUACGCCUUCAGACCCAGGAGCAGCUGGAUCACAUGGUCAACCACAUCAACUACGCCCUCUCCCGCGUCUUCAACAACUCCAUUUAUGCUCCUCCAAUUUGCCGAGCGGAGGGAGAUGUGCCUGAUGGCAGCCAUAAGUUUUCACCCAACUCCGAAUCGUCAUUAGAGGCUCCUAAAACCUGUGGCGGUUUUUCUGAGACGUACGCUGCCCUUUGUGACUACAACGGGAUCGGCUGCAAAGAAGAAGUCCAGUGGGAUGUUGACACGAUCUAUCACUCUCAGGACAACCGGGAGUUCAACCUGCUGGACUUCAGCCAUCUCGACAGCAGGGACUUGGCAGUGAUUGUGGCAUCCAUUGCCUACAACACCUGGUUCACCAAGCUGUACUGCAAAGACAUGCGAAUAGGGUCAGAGGUGGUGGACCAGAUUCUGCACACGGUCAGCAAGUCCAACAGUCUGGAGGAGCUCACGCUGGAGAACGCUGGACUUAAAGCGGAUUUUCCACAGAAGAUGGCGUCGGCUUUAUCAGAGAACCCGGCCUCCGUGAUUCACUCCCUCAAUCUGGCUCAUAACACACUUGACAACCAAGGAGUCUCCAACCUAAUUCAACAAGUCUGCCGGCUCAACAAAGGUCUACGACUCCUAAAUCUCUCCAAGACCUCUCUCUCCUCCAAGGGUGUUGUUUCAUUGUCUCAGGCUCUGUGUUCAAGUGACGACUACUCCAACUCUCUGCUGCACCUGGACCUCAGCAAGAACCCCGGGGUUCUGUCUGGAGAGGACGCCACGAACCUGUACCUGUUCUUGGCCCAGCCCAACUGCCUGGUCCAUUUAGACCUGUCAGGGACAGACUGCACCGUGGACUCGCUAUUCGGGGCCCUGCUGCGAGGCUGCUGCGCCGACCUCUCCUACCUGAAUCUGUCCAAGAACUCCUUCUCUCACAGGAGAGGGAGAGACUCUCUGCCGACUUUCCGCCAGUUCUUCAGCUCGGCCUUCAGCCUGACCCACGUCAGCCUGGCCUCCAUGAAGGUCCCGCCGGAUUCGCUGAGAGCUCUCUUCCUGGGUUUGUCCAACAACCCUCACAUCUCCGACCUUCACCUGGACAUCAGCAGCUGUGAGCUGAGGUCGGCGGGUGCCGCCGUGAUUCAGGAGCUCUUCCCUCGCGUUUCGUGCGUGGGGACUUUAGACGUCUCUGAUAACGGUUUGGACGCCGACUUGUUGGCCGUCAUCCCGGCAUUCUCCCGGCACCCCUCCCUCAAACACCUGAUGUUGGGGAAAAACUUCAACAUCAAGGGCAAGGUGCUGGAUGAAAUCCUGCAGAAACUAGUUCAUUUGGUGCAAGAAGAAGAGUGUGCCCUGCAGUCCCUCUCUCUGGCCGACUCGAGGCUUCGCCAACGGGGAACAGUGCUGGUUAACGCCCUGGGCUCCAACGCCUGCCUCCGGAAGGUGGACCUGAGCGGCAACCUGCUGGAGGACUCCGGGGCCAAGAUGCUGAGCAAGGCUCUGCAGAUCAAUACGACACUCAGGAGCGUGACGUGGGAUCGCAACAACACCACGGGAGUCGGCUUCCAAGACGUGGCGAGAGCGCUGGAGCACAACUUCACGCUGCAGUACAUGCCCCUCCCCCUUUGUGAUAUCGCUCAGGCGUACCGCGGCGCCCCGGAAAAGACCGAACAAGCCUUGGCCAAGAUCCAGCGUGCACUGCUCAGGAACAACCAGACUCAGCGCUUCUCUCAGAAGCAGGCGCUCAGACUGCAUCAGGGUCUCGUCACCAGCACUGCUGAACAGGUGAUGGAGCGUCUUUGCAUUAGGGUGCAGCAGCAGCUUUGUGUACUGAAGUCCUGCGAGGACGGAGACGAGGUCCAGACUGCCAGACAAAUCCUCAAAGAGGCCAGAAACUCGAGAGCUCUGUACCCGUCCCUGUGCGAGCUGGCCCACGUCCUGUCGGUGGACGGCCCCGUCAAACAGCGGCUGGACACGCUGGCUGGAGAGCUGGCCAAGGCCGCAGACAAAGAGCUGCAGGUGGUGGUGGACUCCAUGGUGUCUCUCUGCCGAGAGUUGUGUCCCAUGUCCUGCUCGGCCGCCGAGAGACUCAGCCCGCCUCUCUCCGCCAUCUCCGAGCAAGUCUCCAUCCCUUGCUCAGCCAUCCGCAGCGCUCUGAUGGAGCGAGCAGCCGAAGACAUCAACCAGGCUCUGGAGGAGGUGAAGCUGUCCGUGGUCUCCUAUCUGACAAACUCUAUCGUGGAUCAGAUCCUGCAGGAGCUCUACACCACCCAUAAAACCCUGCUGCGACAGGUCUCUCAGGCGAAGCGCUGGGACGAUGUCGGGACGGGUAGACGAUCCGUCAGACAUUCGAGACUUGUUGAAUCUCUGGAUUUCCCCGAUGAGGACUUUGGAGUGAACCUCGGAAUAGAUACCAUAGCGAUCAAAAAGCGGAGCUCCAGAACCAGAAGGAUCCGUCCCGUCUCCACCAGAAUGAGUUUAGGUGACGAGCCCAGUCCCUCUCCCACUCCCUCCGCUCCUUCCCACUCGGCAUCUCUCACUCACUCGGCAUCUUGGGAGUGCCUUUCCACUCUCCCCACCAACGGCUCGCCUCUGCGUCACGUGACCCACGUCCGGCCACGUCCGCCGCGACGACACAGAGCCGCACACAUUCCUCCUGAAUCUCAUUGCUCUGAGAAUGGAGGUGUCAGUAUGCUGGAGGACGGACUUCCAGAUUUCUACAGCAAGAGAGUUCUGCCUGACAGUCAGCUGUCAUCCCUCAAUCAGGCCCAAUCACUCAGGAGAAAGAAGAGGCGCAGCGUACUGUCGAUUUUCUCCGGCUUCCGCAAGAACCGCAACUCCACCUUCUCCAACCAGGAGUCUGAGUGCGCCUCAGAGAACGUCUACUCCAUGAUUCAGCAUCCUAAAGACACCGGGAGGUCAGAGAGCGCCGUUCCGGGAGCAAACGGGACCCUGUCCUCACCUCUGCCAGCUCAGGGCGUACCUGCUCACGGACUCAGGGCCGCCAGCCCCCCCUGCUCCAUCCAAAGACAGUCCACAGAUCUGGUCAGCAUGGUGUACAGCUGCAUUGGGGCGGAAAUAGAGGACUCCGACAGCAGCAGCACCUGCGACAUCAAAGAGUCGUCGCCGCACAGCGCUGACGGAUCAAACGCCAUCUCGGACGCCCUGACAGAUCCGUGGAGUAAUGGACAUGUGGCGUCCUCCAAACACCAGACGGACAGGCAGAUGGAGACGGCCAGGCAGGAGAGGAUCGUCCCACUGACGGAGUCGCGGACCGAGGCGGGAGAAGACGUCCAGAGCAGCGGCGUUGGCAGCGCCAGGCCGGAGCCGCCUCCGCACAGCACCAAGCCCAAUCUGGCUGUGAUAAGGCAGAGACAUCUGCAGGACAGUUCAGAAGAGGCAGGAAUGCCAGAGGGAGAAGAGCAGAGCGAGAGACUGCAGGAAGAGAAGCAGAGAGGGCGAGGACCAGAGGGACAGCGUCCUCUUAUUCCCAAAAAGCCCAGCGUAGACCUCCAGAGAGACAAGACCUCUCCGGAAAAGACCAAGACUUCACCGAAAACUCCCGCGAGUCUUGAAGAACAGAACGACGACCAGAAGAGUUCGCCUCCGGCUCGGACAGCGUCUGAAGACAGCGUGAGCAGCGAAGCGAGGAGCCCUACGGUCUCUGUGAAGCCUGGCUUAGAGAAUGCCGAUCCCACCAUCAUCAGCCACGAUGAGGAAGCAGAUCAUAAUGGAUUCCCCAAAACAUCCCAUCACACCAGGAAGUCCAACUCAUUUGACAUAGGCAUGGAACGGGACAUACCCUAUGAUCCAGAGAGGUCCUUAGAUCGCAGAUUCGCUGUGAAAAAGCACAGAAACAGAUCCUUGGACUUCUCUGCUGGGACUGGGUGUAUGUAUCUGCUCCAUUCCCUUUCUGAUGCAUGUGGUAUGACCACUACUUACCCUCCACCCAAUCUUUUUUUUUUUUUUUCACUUUUCAAUGUUUGCUGUUUUUGCUCAACCUCGCUUUUAUCAAGCCCCUCACGCACGAGUCGUACCCUACACAUUAAAAGCAAGGCUGUACAGUCGCUUUAUAAAUGAUUGAUCAAAGCAAGAGACCACAGAAUAUCAUUUAAAGGGAUAAUCUGGCUAAUUUCCAGGCAUGUCUCACUUCCGUUGGCAGCCUUCGGCGAAAAAACAGACGACAGCUUCCUCAUUUCCGCCCUUUUAUUUCUCAUGCUUAAUUCUUUUCCUUGGUUCUGUUAUUGUGAUAAUUGCCAGACGAGUUCAGCUGAUUCAUUAUCAUUUUCCACUCUAAGCAGCGCGGUGCUGAAGAAGUCGACCUCAGGGUUGCUGGAACUGAAAGAAUGCUAAUGACGAGGCAAAACCCACUGCCAAUUACCCUUGUAAUCCAGAGCGGUGCAUCUUAAAAUUCUGCUACAGAAAUCUUCAACACAGUGAGGUUGCGCAUCCUUGACUUUGUAGUAUAAGAGCUAAUUAUCUCAAGUAUAAAAGGUCUGAUCCCCCUCUGUGAUCCGUCAUAUCAGGGAUUCAGCGCAGUUGCAGUUGUAUCAUUUGCUUCAGUUAUUACACUGAGGUCUCAAUUUCUCCCGUUGCAGAUCAAUACUUGACACAACGUCUGCCUAGUGAGAAAAAAAAAAGUCACCAUUAGGUUUUCCUCUGAAGACAGCCGACUUGAUGAAAGCGGCUUCGUCUCCGAAUGCUUGGAAUUUUAAAUUGAAAUUCCCGCAGACACUUGAAGAAACAAAGGGAGACCAUCGCCGUUUGUCCCAGACUUGUCAUUUAGGUUAUCUAAACGUCUAAAAUGUUAAGUGCUCACUGAAAGCAAGAGCAAAGAAAGCCAGUCUUUGAUAUGCAAGCCUAAAAAUGUCAAACAACAGAUCAUACUCGGGAUUGAUAGAAAGGUGGAAAAUUAGCUUUUUGACAUUUUCUUUCAAGAAAACAAACCCAGAAUAAAAACAUUUUGAGUGAUGUCGAUGGAUGGGAAAAGGCUCCUUUAUAGAGAGCCACUAAGAAAUCGGCCUGCCUUCAGACACUGUUGAUUUUACUCUCUUACUUAAAACCCAAUCUUUUAUCCAAUCUGGAAACUUGUCAGCAGGUCACUCAAACAACAACACUCUUUGGUGUGGAAGUUGCUACUGAGGGAGGAAGAUUUAAAGUUAGUUAUUUUUAGCUCCAUUGAAGCAUUUAGUAAUGAAGGCGGAUGAAGCACCAAGUUUUCCUGGCUGCUACUUUUUUUUUCUCUUCAGGAAGUCGAAUGUAUAAAAGUAUAAAAGUGAUGUUGCUUUGUUUUACCAUUUAGGUGAAUCCAACCUGCUGGGUUGGGAGAAGAUGACCAUCUUUCAGUAGUCUAAUUGUCUUGUAACGGUCGACAGGAAAUACUCACUUUAGUAGCAUAUGCUAACUCAGCAUGCUAACUGCUGAUUCAAGAGACUUUCUAUUUUAACUCUAAUUCUUUUGUACUUGUUUUAAAGUAGUCGUAAAAUCCUCUUUCACCUGCAGAGCGGUGUCACACAAGCAGAGCCCUUUCUCUUACACACACACACACAGUGUGACGUCACCUCUGAUCCCCAUAUAAAUAAUUCAUAAUCACAGAGAGGCGUAUGGAAGCUACUCUAUCGUCACAUCAAACAACAGAAAAAUUAACUAGCACAGUCUUUUAAAACAUCCAAUUAGACACAGCUAGUUUUAUUCAGUUUUUGUUGUUGUUGUUGUUUUUUCAUUUGAAUGGAUCUCUUUAAACACGAAGAAACGUUAAUGUCCCUCAAUGUGUCUUGUAAAGUUGUAAAUUAAAUAUGGUGUUUGUUUUUUUUGUUGUUUUUUUUUACUUUUUGAGUUAUGAUGUCCCAUAACCUGGAGGAUUUUAGUUUUUGCAAGUUUGUCAAUGUUCAGUCAUCAGAAACACAACUCUAACUUUGGGAUGUUUCUAAUGUUUGUUUGUUUUUGUUUUUAUUGCUGAUACUGGGCACUUCUUUUUUUUUUUUGCUCAUUCUUGAACAGACGUCAGGAUUGGCUAAAAUCUAACCUAGAGAUUCAUCUUUACAAAGUCGGUGAUCAGAAAUCAGCAUCUUGAAUCUAGUAUUAUGUCUCCAUGUGCUGCUUUAGCAUAAAUAGGUUGAUACAAAUUUAUAUGUCAGGUUGUCAUAUAAGUUUCAGAUCACAAAAUUAUGAACUGUGACCUCGCAAAGUGAAAAAACCACAAAUAUCAUGCGAUAUUUUGUAAAUUUUGCAGCAAUAACCCACUAAAUCACCUUACAUAUUUUGCUAUGCCUACACUCCGUCUGCAUUUAUGAAGAUUCUCUCACCUCAGCAUGUCAAAUGCUUGGAGUAGCCCAACAUGGAGCAGCCUAGCUACUUAAUCGGCUUUAAGUAUUUGGACUUAACGCAAUCAAAGACCAUGAAUAGAACAUUGAGUUUUCAUCCAAAGAAAGUCAGUUGGAGGGUAAAAAUGUGACAUGGAGCAAUUACUCUUUUUUUUUCUGCAUUAUAGCGCUGUAUAGUGUCCAACAUUAAUCCCAGUAUGCAUCAACUACACAAAAUGGGAGCCCAUGAGAAGCCACACAUUUACCUCAUGUAUAUAACAGGGCUUGAUUUUUUUAUUUUAGUUUUUACAAAAUCUGCUUAAUUCCCUCUGAUUUAAACUCCAGUGCAACAUCAUGUUUAGGCUUAGACAGCAUUACACUUUAUACACACAUGACAUCAGUGUUAACGAGAGGAUAGUGUUUAUUAUGGGCGAGCCAGUCGAUUGCAACCUAAUCGACCUGCAUGUCACUUGCUAAAGGCAUUACUGGAGGCGGAAAAUUGCUCACAAAGACGUCGCAAAAGAAAACUGUCCUUUAAUUAAGAAGCUUUGGAAGGAAGGAAGGAAGCAUGGGAAGCCGAUUUUGGCUCGAGCUCAAGGUUUCUAAAUGUCAGACUGUCAUUGUCCGAGGAAAGACUUUCAACAGAGCAAUAAAAAAUUAACAUUUUAUUUAUUGUCAUGGUCAUGCAUCCCAUUAAAUGUGAGUCCUUGGGAAAGAAAGCACUUCAUUAGCAGGAGUUGGUAACCUUUCACCAGAUUGGGAUGUGAAGCACCACGAAAUCAAAACCUUAAGCCCAGACGUCUGGGCAUACUGUUACUUUAAACUGUUAGAACCUUUUGCUUUUCCACUUCUGCUUUUGUAACAGAACCCUUUCUGUGUUGCCUAUAAUUUGAUCCCUUAACAAUACAAUUCAAUAAGUCUAGCUUUCAUUCCAUCUCGCAUUCCAUUUUC
Molecule: messenger RNA, 7767 nt
Organism: Xiphophorus maculatus (southern platyfish)
Lineage: Eukaryota; Metazoa; Chordata; Actinopteri; Cyprinodontiformes; Poeciliidae
Gene: carmil3
Product: capping protein, Arp2/3 and myosin-I linker protein 3-like
Exons: 39
Coding region: 218-4594 (1458 amino acids)
Biological process (GO): cell migration; regulation of Arp2/3 complex-mediated actin nucleation
Cellular component (GO): lamellipodium; plasma membrane
Molecular function (GO): protein binding
Source: RefSeq, a predicted model, not a curated record